CAAAGUUCCAAUACUUGAACCAUUGAAAAACGUGCGAGGGAACUGUCGAGGGAGGCCCCGCUGGAACAAGACGGCGAUAACGACUCCCAAGGGGAACCCCUGGAUGGAAUAAGAGAAUAUUUUCAUGCCCACGGUGACUAGCCCACACCUGGACGGAUGUCUCCUCAGGAGCAGACAAAGCAGUCAGUGUUGCGUUCCUCCAGAGGCCCACUAAAAGGAUUGCAGAUUUCCACCUGGUGGUUUGGGGACCCUUUGUAGUGUUCUGUCAAACACAGCGAGAUUGGAUCCCAAGAUGCAGUGAGGACAGAGAUGAUAACAUUGGUUGGUGUGAUUAAAAGAGGAGAAGAGGAAGAUGAGGAUGUAUUAGAAGAGGAAAAGAAGCAAAGGAACAUUCUGUCACGGCUCGGGAUCUGAAGAGUUACCGUGGCUUGUAAUCGACCUAAAGACAUUAAGAUGAACACAAGCAGAGUUCCACCAUCACGAAAACCACAGAAGGAAACCGGUCCGAGAGAUGUCGCUGCCUCUGAAGUUCAAAGUGUCACAGACAGACGAUGCAUAAGUCCAGCAGGUCACAUGUUGGAAGCAUGAAGGGAUCUCCAUCAUCCACUGAGACGGAGAAAAGAGGUCAUCAGAGGACACUCCCAGCAGCUCUUAUGACUCCUUGAUAACGAGAAGGAUGGCAUCUUGACAGAGGAGCUGUCGGAUGCCGCGUACUCUUGACGAAGCCGACUCUCUAAUGAAGGCCAGAGGACGAAAUGAUUCCCAUCAGGAAGUGACAGACUGGAUGGGAGCCAAGUCGACAGUACGCAGGAGGUUGAGGUACGCUCAGGACUGGUGCUCGCCUCACGCUGUCCAUCUGUCUGCUUUUAUUUGGCUUCAGGAUUCAUUCGGCAUCUAUGAUUCAAAAUAUAACAUCAGGCAGGAUAGGAAAACACACUAUGACAACCUGGCCCGUGACAAAGCCAGCGGCGUUCAUCAUCUCACACACACAUGCAACACAUCUGCAGCAUGAAAAGAGGAACUCGUGUCCAAGGAACAAGGAGGGGAAGUCACAUGAUGUUGACCUGUGGCCGCGCUGGCAUCGGGACUCAGGAGAGAAAUGAAGAAGGCAGGAAAAGGGGCUUGAAUGGUGGAGGCGGGUGCAGGCUCGCUUUCCACUGAGGGACAGCAUGAGAUGAUGGCGUCAUGUACGGCUAUUGUCCCCACCGGAAUACUUCAUCCGAUCGGACUCUGUCGGGAAUAUCAGAUCCCGAAUCCGAUCCAACACAAUCAAUUCCAACAUUUCUCAAGAAAAAACAUUUCUUCAAGACAACACUCAAUGAGUUGAUGUGUCUGAAGAAGUGAGCGGAGGUGUCACUCAGGAAGUCUUCCUCACGGCAUCCCCAUGAAGACGUUGUGCUGACUGACGAGGGCCUAGUGGAAAGGAUGCACUCUGGGAGAGGCCUCGGAGCUGCAAAGAGGCAACAUUACGACAGGGGUGACUAUUGGCUAAUCGAGUGCAGCAGAAUUAAUUGCAAUUCAGUGUCUACUGCUGCCAGUUCUGCUUAUUCCAAGCCAGCACUGGGGGUGAAGGAAGGAAGGAGGGAGGGAGGAGGAUGUGACAAGCACCAAAAAGCAGACUGCACCCCGCUGUCGGACCGGAUGUCCAAGCUGUCCGAGGCCCUGUUGUUUCACCUGACCGAUUCUACCACCAGGAGCACCAAGGGCAACGCAUCACACAUACGUGACAUGUCGGAAAACACAUGAUUGAAUAUCAUUCGCUGUUUGUUCUCCUCCGAGCGCAUAGUUCCUAUUCCGAGUGGCUGCCAGCGGCUCUUUUGUCUCACAUCAAAAACCAAACUUCCUCCCUCCUCCUCCUCGCUUUUGCGUUUGGGUCCACCUGCCUUCAGCACCGUGACAGAAGAUAGGAACUUUCAUUGAGUACAAAAAUAGAAGCCAACUUUCCAAUGCAAACAGAGUUGGAGCAUCGGGACAUUGGCGAUCCUUUUGACCUUUUUUUUUUUUUUACCAGAGUCCAUCAUUGCUCGUUUUCAAAAGAAGAGAGGAUUAAUAUCCUUUGAAACAAGACAGAGGUAAAGAGCCAAGAAGUGUCAUUAGUGUAAUUUAGUGAUGAAAUUGCUGAGGCCCAGAGAGAAGUGCAGAAAUCGAUUUCAGCAUCAGAGUGAAUCUGUUAGGAUGUGACUUCCAUAACACCGCUUCCUCUUCAAGAGACCAUACAAAUGAACUAUCCUAACACAUGGAUCCUUCAUAAAUCAACACACCAUAUCAGGAAGGAACCUCUUGUCAUCCUAUUCUACUACUUUCCUCACAGUGAGCUUGCUACAAAGAGAUGUUUACAUAGAGCUGCAUGGCCGAUCUCCUGCAGCCAAGUUUGAUGGUCCUGCAAUGUAGUACAGUCAAACAUAUUCUAGGCCACAUCAACAUUUACCAUAUGUAUUUUUUGAACCAGUAUCACGAUUGUGUUAGUAUUCUACGCAUAGACAUGCAUUACACUGAUCAUUUCAGUCAUGUUUUCUACGAUUUAAUGACAUUUUGACCACUCUUACAACCGCUUUUUGAUUCAUUUUUAGUACAUGACCGAAGCCGUCAUAUUAAAUCUGACAAAUUGUGACCCUUAGUUGUCUGAUGGAAACGAUCAGGUCAGAAAUGAAUUGAAUCACGGUGAGCGAGAACCUCUCAGAGGAGCGUCUGCUGCCUCUGCACAUGCAUCAUUAAUUAUUUCUCCCAUCCUGACACCCACACUCAUUUAAAACGCAUCAGCACUCUUGUCAUGUCACAACCCACAAGUGGUGACUCACCUGUGUGAGUUGAGCUGAGCUGAGCUCUCUCAAUACACCUCAAACUGGUUUUGUUUUAGUUCUGUUUGCUUUGAUGUGGAUUGGUCAAAUGGAAAUAAAGCAAGGGCCAUUCAUUCAAAGAUUCGAAUAACUGUCAUCAACACUGACUAUUUUUAUCUUUGUCAAGGUACUGCAUAGAUGACUGCUGGAAGGUCACAAUUAUAUAGCUGUAGUACCGCUUGAGCCCUCUGGGGGUCGGUAUAACAUAUGAGCACCCGACGUACCGCCAAUAAUAUGACGAAGAAGAAGACGUGCCUUCAAUGGAGGGAACUUUUGGCAACUGACAGAGAGUGUAAACAUCAGUGUGCUUUUUGAAUGAGUGGAGAAAAUUCCACAAGAGGCUCAUGGAGGGGUAGAAAUGGCGGCUGGAGAGGUGGAGGUUGGAGGGGAGAAGGUAAUGGUGGAUGGAGAGGAGGCAGAGGUAAUGGUGGAUGGAGAGGAGGAGGAGGAGGAGGAGGUAAUGGUGGAUGGAGAGGAGGAGCUGCAUGGAGAGGAAGGGGAGGAGGUGAUAACAGAGGGUCAGGAAGUCACAUCUCCAGCACACAGAGAAUCCUCCAUCAGGCUACUCUGGAUGUGCUGUGCCCUUACAAAGGAUGGCCGCUGUACUUCACUGAUGGAUUCAUUGAGAGCUCGCCCAGCGUGGAGAAGAUCAAAGUCUUUGAGAAGUAUUUCACCUCCAAAAUUCACCUCUACGACAAGGAUGAGAUUGAGCGUCAGGGCAGCGUGCUAGUAGAUUAUGCUGACUUGACCACCAAUGAGGUAGUGCGUGAUGCUCUUCCUACACUAACCACAGAGCUGAAGCAACAACCUGAGAUGAUCCUCAACUGUUUAGGAGUGGCUAUUCACCAGGUGCUCACUGUGGAUUUGGAGAAACAGGCUGCCGAGCUGCAAGGGGAGGAGCUUCCUGUGGCCACGCCAAUCAUCAACAUCCCUCACAUCAGUGCAAGGCUGUACAACUAUGAGUCCCUGACUCCGCUGCGCACGUUACGUGCCAGUGUGUUUGGGCAGCUGGUAUGCGUGAAGGGGACGGUGGUCCGAGUGAGUAACAUCAGACCUUUGUGCACCAGACUGGCCUUCAGGUGCAUGAUGUGCUCAAACACGCUCUCACUGCCGCUGCAACGUGGGAAAUAUGCAACACCCACCAAGUGUAACCAGCCAGACUGUCGCAGUCAUUCGUUCUCUGCCCUACGCAACUCUCCUCUUACACAAACUGUGGACUGGCAACUCGUCAAGGUGCAGGAGCUGAUGUGCGGUGAGCAGAGGGAGGCUGGACGAAUCCCACGCACUGUGGAGUGUCACCUGACCUCAGACCUCUGUGAUAGCUGCGUACCCGGAGACACUGUGACUGUGACGGGGAUCGUUAGAGUCACAAACGAUGGCACCUCCAAGAGGAAUCAGGACCAGUGCAUGUUCCUCCUCUACAUUGAGGCCACUUCAGUCAGCAACACCAAAGGUCAGCAGUCCAAAUCGGGAGGUCAGGGGUCCAGAGGGUCACAUGAGGAUCGUUCUGGAGGUGAAGAGUUUACUCUAAAGGAGCUCUACGCCAUCCAGGAGAUCCAGUCGCAGCCCGAUCUGCUUCGACUGAUAGUCCACUCUCUGUGUCCCGCCAUCUACGGCCACCUGGUGGUGAAAGCCGCGCUGGUGUUAGUGUUGUUCGGAGGCAGACAGAAGCACACCGAUAAGAACAGUGUCCCCGUCAGAGGAGACCCACACGUCCUGAUGGUGGGCGACCCUGGGCUGGGCAAGAGCCAGAUGCUUCAGGCUGUUUGCAAUGUGGCUCCGAGGGGAAUUUAUGUCUGUGGCAACAGCGCCAGCACUGCAGGACUAACAGUGAGUUUAUACAGAGAUCCAGGAAGUGGAGAUUACGCUCUGGAGGCUGGAGCCUUGGUCCUGGCCGACCAAGGUUUGUGCUGCAUUGAUGAGUUUGACAAGCUGGGCAGCCAGCAGCAGGCUCUCUUGGAAGCCAUGGAGCAGCAGACUGUGAGCCUGGCAAAGGCAGGAAUCGUCUCCUCCCUGCCAGCUAGAACCUCCGUGGUAGCUGCCGCCAAUCCCGUCAGAGGACAUUACAGCAGAGGCAAGAGUGUCUCUGAGAAUUUAAAAAUGGGUUCGCCGCUUCUCUCCCGUUUUGACGUCAUUUUCCUCCUCCUGGACAUCCCAGACGAGGCACAUGACCGCCUGCUAUCUGAACAUGUCAUGGCGAACCGGGCUGGCAAAGGAAAAACCAGCAGCACUGUGGUUGCCAGGAACAACAACAGCAGCACAGAGACCUCCAUCUUGCUGGAACACUCUGACAUGCCACUGUCUGAUCGUUUGAAGAUACCUGCAGGUGAAGCUUCUGACCCCAUUCCAGCGUGCUUGUUAAGGAAGUACAUCAGCUACGCUCGCCAUUACGUGCACCCGGUGCUCUCUCCUGAAGCCGCACAAACGCUUCAAGACUUCUACCUGUCACUGAGGUCUCAGUCGCUGUCUGCUGACUGCACACCCAUCACCACUCGCCAGCUGGAGUCACUCAUCAGACUCACAGAGGCGAGAGCAAGGUUGGAUCUCAGAGAGACGGCCACCAAGAGCGAUGCUGAGGAUGUGGUGGAGAUUAUGAAACACAGCCUCGUGGAUACGUACUCAGAUGGUCUAGGAAAUCUGGACUUUGAACGCUCCCAGCUGGGAGCUGGCAUGAGUCAGCGGAGCGCUGCCAAGCGACUCGUCAACGCCCUGCACACACAUGCGCAGCAGACCAAUCAGAAGCAGUUUGACCUUCAGACCAUUCGAUCUGUGGCACUGAGACUGAACAUAAAGGUGAUGGACUUUGACGGCCUGGUGAGUUCCUUGAAUGAACAAGGUUUCCUGUUGAAGAAAGGAGCCAAACUUUACCAGCUUCAGACAGUCUGACAACCACAACAGUAGACUGUAACAUAACAAAAUUCAUAAUUUUAAUUUAAACUGAAGUUUCAAUACUGCGGAGUCUUCCUAGAAAUAUUUGAAAUAUCAGUUCUCUCUGUUUACUUGCACUUUAUUUGUUACACAGUAAUAAAACACUAUA
Doryrhamphus excisus (bluestripe pipefish) is the source of this 5874-nucleotide messenger RNA. Lineage: Eukaryota; Metazoa; Chordata; Actinopteri; Syngnathiformes; Syngnathidae. The record is from RefSeq and is a predicted model, not a curated record.